AAAAAUAUGAGACUGAAAAAUGUUGCUGAUAUCCUGUGUACAGAGAGGUAUGAUCCAGUGCAGGAGAUAUGUGCCCUCCUUCUGACCCUCUCCAAUAUCUGUCAGGAAGCCUUGUGAGGAUUGCAUCAUUUUUUACUGGUUCCAUUUGAAUCCUACCCUCUGAAGUGGCUGAGAUUGUUGUGAGAAAAGCCUGUGGUUGCAGGCGAAAGCGUGCCACUCCAAGGGCAGCUGGGUUGGGGAGAGAGGUUGUCCGCCUGCUGCAAACUGACGUUUCACUUGCAAAGGCCAGAUGAAGGCGUCCGUGCAGCUUUGGGGCGAUGGCUUUCUGUGCUUACUGGAAGGAAGUCAUUAAACGUUGUCAUUAGAUUUAUGACUAAUGAUAGCGAGAAGCUUUUCCCCUGGAGCUUUGGUAGCAGACAGACCGUGGCUUGGUCACAAGAGCCUUUCAGAAGCAAAUCUAGGUUAGCAAUGGCUUUUCGUGGCUCUCCCGCCCUCUUGCAGUUCAUUGUCUUCCUCUUAGCCUUACUCAACAUUGCGUUUCCUUGGUGGCAGUGAUGACACCCGUUGUUUCUUCACUCCCAAUGACUACGCAGGUGCCUCUUGCGGGGUCCUUCUGGUUUGUGGAAGUUGGCAGCGUGGCAAAGAGCCUCAAGCUUCAGACUGGCAGAGGGUUCGUUCGCAAGCACCCAAGACUCGCCUAUUGAUGAACUCCCUCCAUCAACUUGGAUUCAGUGGAGAAUAUCCUUCCUCUAGACUCUGGAUAAGAAAAACAGAGCUUCAUUAAAAGAAUAACGUGAUUGCUGCAGCCAUGUCCCGAAAGGGUGAAAGUAACAACUUCUCAUCGCUUGCCGUCACGAAGGAAGAUUGCCACGUGGAUUCCGAGUUCAGAUAUACCCUGUUCACUGUCUACUAUAGCAUCAUUUUCAUUCUGGGCUUCAUAGCCAACAGCUACGUCCUGUGGCUUUUCACACGGGUUUAUGCCACGAAGAAACUAAAUGAAAUAAAGAUAUUCAUGGUCAGCCUGACGACAGCCGACCUGCUCUUCCUGAUCACGUUGCCAAUGUGGAUCGUGUAUUACCACUACAGAGGAGACUGGAUCAUGCCCAGCUUUUUAUGUAACUUGGCUGGUUACUUAUUCUUUGUGAACACCUACUGCUCAGUUGCUUUCCUAGGAGUCAUAACGUACAAUCGGUACCAAGCAGUCACAAAGCCCAUUUCGGCAGCUCAGUCUACCACGCGAAGAAGGGGCAUCUAUGUCACAAUAGCUAUCUGGGUCCUGAUCGCGGGCCCUUCUUCAUACUUCCUGUUUGGCAGCGGCACUACCCAAGAGGGGCAUGUGACACGCUGUUUUGAGCGCUAUGACCCAGAAAGCAGUAACAUCCCUGUCCUUGCCUCCCACAUCGUCAUUUGCAUUUGUUUCUUUAUCACCUUCCUGAUUGUCGUGGUAUGCAAUGCCUCCAUUAUCCGGACACUGCUCUCCCAAAAACCUCAAGCUCGGAAGAGCGCCCACAUCAGGCAAAGGGCGCUCUAUUUGGUGUGCACUGUCAUGAUUGUGUUUGUGGUCUGUUUCGUGCCUCACCACAUUGUGGACCUUCCCUGGACCUUGAUGGUUCUGGGCAAAUGGGAUAUAAGCUGUAGGAGCAAAAGGUGGUGGGAUCACAUCCACCAGGUCACCCUGUUCCUCCUGGGGGCCAACUGCGUUCUGGAUCCUGUCAUUUACUGCUUCCUCACCAAAAAGUUCAGGAAACUUUCUGAGAACUUGAAAAACAUAAAGGACAGUCGAAAGUGUUCCAGGCAAACAACAGAGACCACCGUGGAAGGGAUGGUGGCGAUGGAAGAGGGUUUCCAUGCCUCCAUCAAACCUUAAAAUUCUUCUUUUUUGCUUAUGCAGCAGCAAAUUCAGGCUGGUGACUGACACAGACUCUGCAUUUCAUCAAGAGCCUGGCAGAUGCACACAGCUUUCCAGCUCUUCCCUAGAUGCAAUGGCAGGAACUGAAAUGCACUUAGGAGGGCUAGAACACUGUGACUCAGGAAGAACGCGGACUAUCUAAGUUGUCCUUUGUUGUAACAAAAGGGAAAUGCUUGGAAUCACUUAUGAUGUCUUUUAAAAAGAUGGGCAUUACAUUCGUUUUCUGGUUCGGAUACGGAUUGUAGUGACAUUUAGUUCCAUAAUUUCAUCCUGAAGCUAGCUCAGAACUCUCCGGAGAGGGUUGGGCAUCAGGGAUGGGCAUCCUUGAGCACCUGCUGAGAUUUGUCUCUCAUCUCAAAGCCCACUGCCAGCCCCUUAGAGCCUCCUGGCUCUUUACUUAUUCCCCCAGAGUGAUUGAGCUAUCUCAGCUGUGAUAGAAACAAGGAAAAGGAACAACAGUGUUGGCUCAGCUCAGCUUCCUCCUUUGAGUAGCCAUUCAGAUUGGGCCUACAGCAGUGAAAAGCUGGACAAUAAGGGCAAAUGGGGCACAGCCCCACAAGUCUGAGCCUACUCCCACCUGCCUGCUUUCUUUUUUACACUUGGCCAGGGGAUGGCUCUGGCUCCUACUGCUGGUUUCCCUGACUUUCACCCAGUGGGCACCAGCCACCCUGACCCAGAGAAAGAGGAUAAUUGACUGGCAACGGUGACAGUGGCAUGGAGAAGGUGGGCCUGUCAGGGAGGAGGCUCCACUGAAGGCAUCUAACCUAAAAUAUGCACACUUCCCCCAAUCACUCUUGAAUUAAUACUAUUUGGGCUUCAAAAGCAACAGGGACUAUUGUAACACUCAGUGGCCAUAGAACAGGGGUGGGGAACCAAUAGCACUCCAGACUUUGAUAGAUUACAUCUUCCAUCGUCCCAUAGCUGCCAACGUUUCCUUUUUUUAAGGGAAAUCCCCUUAUCCCGAAUAGGAUUCCUCGCAAGGGAAAAGUUGACAACUAUGUAUCGUCCCUGAUCACUAGUCAUGCUGACUGGUAGCUGAGCCCAGCAACAACUGGAGGGCCACGUUCUCCAUCUCUACCAUAGGCUGUCAUCCAGAAAUCAUCAUAAUCUGAGAGCAGAGAUCUUGCAUAAAUUUACCUGCAGGUCUCAGGUGUGCAUUCAAUGUACACAUGGUAGAAAUUUCAGGAACUGAGGGGAGGAAAGGAAUGGGUUGAGGAAUGGACCAUAGCUCACGGGUUGAGAACAUGCUUUUGCUAUAAUCAGGUCGUUGACUGAUUAAUGUUCUCUGGCCUUCUAAAUGUUUUUGUGGGGAGGGGGGUGUUAUUGGUUUGUUUUUGUUUUAUUGUGUUAUUUUGUGUUCUCAUUUUGU
Messenger RNA from Podarcis muralis (Common wall lizard), 3278 nucleotides. It is a transcript of the gene PTAFR, whose product is annotated as platelet activating factor receptor. Gene Ontology annotation, molecular function: platelet activating factor receptor activity; G protein-coupled purinergic nucleotide receptor activity. The record is from RefSeq and is a predicted model, not a curated record. Lineage: Eukaryota; Metazoa; Chordata; Lepidosauria; Squamata; Lacertidae. Gene Ontology annotation, biological process: chemotaxis; G protein-coupled receptor signaling pathway. Gene Ontology annotation, cellular component: membrane.